This is a messenger RNA of Prunus avium (sweet cherry), 4186 nucleotides long. The record is from RefSeq and is a predicted model, not a curated record. Lineage: Eukaryota; Viridiplantae; Streptophyta; Magnoliopsida; Rosales; Rosaceae.
UAGUGGAAGUAGCAAACACUAAACAGCUGGAUGCAGCUGCACUCACUUGCAUCACCAACAGACCAAUUCCCAUUUUUCUAAUCUAAACAACCGAAAAAAAAAAACACCACUUUUUUACUCUCAAAGAUUCAAUCUUUUCACACAGUCCCCACCUUUCUCUGUCCUUCUCUGUCCUUCUCUCUCCUCUCUCUCUCUCUCACUGACAAGUGACUCAAACACAAACACAAAACACUGGAGACUCUGCAACUCAAUCUCCAAUUUCACAAUGCCCUCCUUCUUCUUCAUCUUCCUCCUGCUCUUUUUAUCUUCUCAGCCCAUUGCUACCUUAAGGCCAAACCAUAGGGUCCUCCACCAGCCAUUUCUGCCUCAAGACUCUUCCUCACCUCCCACUCAGUCCCCAUCACCCUCCCCGCCUUCCCCACCUUCCCUCCCUUCAAACCCAACUCCCCCAAAGUACCCAUUUUCCGGUUCUAACUCUACCCCUGCCGAUUCCCCCUUUUUCCCAUCCUACCCCUCCCCGCCACCUCCUCCUCCCUCCCCAACCACCGCCUUCGCCUCCUUCCCCGCCAACAUCUCCUCCCUCAUCGUCCCCAAAUCCCCCUCCGGAAACUCCAGCGCCCACAAGCUCGUCGCCCUCACCAUCGCCGCCGUGCUCUCCGCCGUCGUCGUCAUCUCCCUCGCCGCCUUCUUCCUCUACCGCCGCAGACGACACAAUAGCCGCAACUUCCCCGAUGACGACGAGGACGACAAGUCGUUUAUCAGAUCCGAACACAGCAACAGGCUGUUUCAGCAGCCCAAUCACAGCCACUCCUUCAGUGGGACCCACAAGCUCCGGACCGCCUCCUCCACCAGCUCCGAGUUCCUCUACCUGGGCACAUUGGUCAGCUCACGCGGACUCGAGGACCCGGUCGACUCGUGCGGCAGUAAUGGCCGCGUAGCCGAGUUAGAAACUCGGAAAGUCGAGUCGCCGGACCUCCAGCCGCUUCCGCCACUGGCUCUGCAGUCCUCGAUGCUGAGCAAUUGCGAGAAUGCCGAACCGGGUUCGACCCGAGACCGAGACGAAGACGAGGACGAAGAAGAAGAAGAGUUCUACUCGCCCAGAGGGUCUUCGGGCGAUCGAGAGAGCUUCAAUGGAACUGGAUCGGGGUCCAGGAGAGUUUUCGAGGCGGUGGCGGGUGGUGUUUUCGACCGGAGAAGCAGUGAAUCAACGUCUUGCUCUUGCUCGUCUUCGAAUUCGGGUUCGCCGUCACGGUCACAGUCUAUCAGCCUCUCUCCGCCGGUGAGUUUGAGCCCCAACAGAAGAUCAGAAGAGCCCAAGCCUCCUGAGCCCGCACCUACGUACCAUGCGACGCGGUUUGGUAACGAGAAUGUACGGUCUCCUUCGUUGACUCCAAUGACUUCGCCAGAGGGAGCUGCGGACGAUUACCCAUCUACAUCGGACCGAAAGAGACGGUCUCCCUCAUUGUCGUCGCUAUCUUUUUCACCGGAGAGAAGCUUGGAGAAGAACCCAGAUGCAUCAGCUAAAGUUUCGGUCGUUUCGGGCCAAAGUUCUCUGAUUUCGUCACCGGAGAUAGGUUUCGGAAAGAAGCCAGACGCAUCAGCUAAAGUUUCAGUCGUUUCGGGCCAAAGUUCUCUGAUUUCGUCACCGGAGAUAGGUUUCGGAAAGAACCCAGGUGCAUUACCGAAAAUUUCGGUCGUUUCGGGCCAAAGUUCUCCGAUUUCCUCACCAGAGAGAGGUUUGGGAAAGAACCCAGAUUCAUCAUCACCGAGAACUUCGGUCGUUUCGGACCAAAGCUCGCCCAUUUCGUCACCAGAGAGAAGUUUCGGAAAGAACCCAGAAGCGUCACCGAAAGUUUCGGCCUUUUCAGAUCGUAAUGAGCAGUCUCCUUCAUCAUCUUCAUCUUAUUCAUCGUCACCAGAGAGACGAUCAAAUGCUUCUGAUCCAAAGGCCAAGUCUUUUUCACCGGAGAAAAGCCCAGCUGCAUCACCAAGAAUUUCAAGCGCUUCCGAAUAUAUUCAUUUGGAUCCAAAAGUGCAGUCUCUCUCAUCAUCAGCUUCAUCUUCGUUGUCUAACUCACCAGAGAGGGAGUUUGGGAACAAUUCCGAUGCUUCAUCAAAACUUUCCAAUGUUUCUCACCACACUACAGAGUCUUUGGUGAGACUUAGCGGUGGUUUAAAACAUCCUAUUUCAAUGCCACCGCCUCCGCCACCGAUGCCUCCUUCACUAAGACUGUGGGAAACUCCAAGUCCUAAAACACCGGUUGGCCAAGUGAUGUCUAAGCCUCCAGCUCUCAUACCUCCUUCAAGACCUUUUGUACUUCAGAACCCAGCAAAGGUCUCUGUUUCACCAGUGGAGUUGCCUCCAAGUUCUAAUCCCUUGGAGCCUAUUGAGGAGAAUCCAAAACCCAAGUUAAAGCCAUUGCAUUGGGAUAAAGUUCGAGCAAGCUCCGAUCGCGAAAUGGUGUGGGAUCAGCUUAGAUCAAGCUCUUUCAAGUUGAAUGAAGAAAUGAUAGAGACAUUGUUUGUUGUAAAAACACCAAACCCUAAUCCAAAGGAAACGACCCCACGCACAGUUCUUCCCUCUCCAAACCAAGAGAACAGAGUACUUGAUCCGAAAAAGUCGCAAAAUAUUGCAAUCUCGCUAAGGGCACUCAAUGUGACCAUAGAUGAAGUUUGUGAAGCGUUAUUAGAAGGUAAUUCUGAUGCUCUUGGAACUGAAUUACUUGAAAGUCUAUUGAAGAUGGCUCCAACCAAAGAAGAAGAGCGUAAGUUGAAGGAGUACAAAGAUGAUUCACCAGUUAAGCUUGGUACUGCUGAGAAAUUUCUGAAAGAGUUGCUUGACGUUCCGUUUGCAUUUAAAAGGGUGGAGGCAAUGCUCUACAUGACUAAUUUUGAGUCUGAGAUUGAUUACCUUAAAAAGUCUUUUGAAACUCUAGAGGCUGCCUGUGAAGAAUUGAGGAACAGUAGGAUGUUCUUGAAGCUUCUAGAAGCUGUGCUGAAGACUGGAAACAGGAUGAAUGUUGGGACAAACCGUGGUGAUGCCCAUGCCUUCAAACUUGACACACUCCUCAAGCUAGUCGAUGUCAAGGGAGCUGAUGGGAAAACCACACUCUUGCAUUUUGUUGUACAAGAAAUCAUAAGAACUGAAGGUGCUCGUCUCACUGGUGGGAAUCAAACUUCAAACCCAACUGUGAAUGAUGAUGCUAAGUGUAGGAGGCUUGGCCUGCAAGUUGUUUCAGGUCUCAGUUCAGAGCUCACUAAUGUGAAGAAGGCUGCUGCCAUGGAUUCUGAUGUGCUUAGCACUGAUGUUUCAAAGCUUUCUAAAGGAAUUAGCGACAUUCAGGAGGUUGUGCAAUUAAAUGAGAGAGCGGUAUCAGAUGAAAGCAGGCGGAAAUUUUCAGAGUCAAUGAACAUGUUCAUGAAAAAGGCCGAAGAGGAGAUUAUAAGACUUCAAGCUCAAGAAAGUGUUGCCUUGUCCCUAGUGAAGGAGAUUACAGAGUACUUCCAUGGGAACUCCGCAAGGGAAGAAGCUCACCCGUUCAGAAUCUUCAUGGUGGUCAGAGACUUUCUUACAAUUCUUGACCGGGUAUGUAAAGAAGUUGGUAUGAUAAAUGAGCGAACGAUAGUUAGUACUGCCCACAAAUUUCCAGUUCCAGUAAAUCCAAUGCUACCACAAGUAAUUCCAGUAAAUCCAAUGCUGCCCCAAGCACUUCCUGGAAUGCAUGGAAGGCAGCCGUACAGUUGGACUGACGAUGAGAGCACAUCUCCAUAGUUUCCCGGGCUCAUUUCAGAACGGCUUUUUGGUUCGAUUUAGCAAGAAACUGCCUGAAGUAGGUGGUCGGAACAGGUUGAAGCUUAGAAUGGUCCAGCUUGCAUGCCAGGUUUUAUAUAUAGCUUCUGGUUUUCCACCCUAAUAUUUGUACUUGUAAAAAAAUUUCAUGUAAGCGAUUUUGCGUUCUAUAGAUAAUAUACGGAGGAAGGGAUUUUAUCUGGGAAGAAUAAGUUGUAUUUCGGAUUAGUUUAAUACUGUAGACCUGUCCAGAACGUUGAUCAUAGAAAUGCUGUUUAAGGCAAGCAGAACCCAUGGCUGUAGAUAGUUUCUGUAAAUGUUCUGUACUGUACCAAAUCAAACCACUAAUUUAUUCUCUGUUAACUUUCUUAUCCCCAUUUAUUCUUUGUAAUUUAA